Phycomyces blakesleeanus NRRL 1555(-) is the source of this 954-nucleotide messenger RNA. RefSeq lists its product as hypothetical. The record is from RefSeq and is a predicted model, not a curated record. The coding region runs from base 1 to 954 and encodes 317 amino acids. NCBI's taxonomy places the organism in Eukaryota, Fungi, Mucoromycota, Mucoromycetes, Mucorales, Phycomycetaceae. The transcript has 5 exons. Gene Ontology annotation, molecular function: oxidoreductase activity.
AUGAUCCAAGAAAUUAAUUUAAAUUUUACGUUUUUUUUUUUGAAUGAGUUUAGAGAUGUGUGGAUCCUCAAAGGAAUGUACCCAGGAAUCAAGCCUGAUUCAGUAGUUGGUGCCGAUGGUGUUGGAGUGAUUACUACCAAUGGUAUUGAAGAACGAGUACUGCUAAAUUCUGGCCGAGGAUGGGAUUCUGACGAAAGAGGCCCAGAAGGAAAAUUCGGUAUCAUUGGCCUUUUACCAUACAUCGGAACUUUGGCAGAAGCAGCUGUAGUGAAUAAGAAUGACUUGGUUAAGUGCCCUGCUCAUCUUACUACAGCAGAAGCAGCCUCUGUUCCAUUAGCUGGUUUGACUGCCUAUAGGGCUGUAUUCACAAAGGGACAAGUAAGAGCUGGAGAUCAUGUACUAGUCACCGGUAUUGGCGGAGGUGUUGCUUUGUUUGCCCUCCAGUUUGCAGUAGCUGCAGGUGCUACUGUCUAUGUCACAUCUUCCAGCCAGGACAAGAUUAACCGUGCUAUCAAAUUAGGUGCUAAAGGAGGCAUCAAUUACAAAGACGAGAAAUGCAUAGACAAGUUAAAAGAAUUACUGGGAUCCAACCUACUCUCGGCUGUCAUUGACGGCGCAGGUGGUAGCAUGUAUGGCCAAUACCCAAAAGUUAUGCGUACAGGCGGAAUUAUUUCCAACUAUGGUCAAACCGUCAGUGGCAAAGGCGUAAGCUUCUCCAUGAUGCACGUCCUCAAGAACAUUGACAUUCGUGGCUCCACACUCGGAUCUCGCAAGGAGUUUAGAGAGAUGGUUGAUUUCAUAGAUAAACACAAGAUCAAGCCAGUCGUUUCGUUUGUUUGGCAUGGUCUUUCAAUGGCUUCCAUGGACAGUGCAAUUGAAGUUAUGCGACGCGGUGACCAGUUUGGUAAACUGGUUAUUGAGUUUGACUCCCAGAACCGUAUCCAGAAGUUGUAA